Molecule: messenger RNA, 2226 nt
Organism: Homarus americanus (American lobster)
Lineage: Eukaryota; Metazoa; Arthropoda; Malacostraca; Decapoda; Nephropidae
Exons: 2
Coding region: 961-1608 (215 amino acids)
Source: RefSeq, a predicted model, not a curated record
CCCUCUAAACCAGACGUUCCCUCCUGCAGCAGCGACGAGCGGCCUCCCCUCUCACUCACUCAUGCGGUAUUACGCUCUCUCCCACACACACACACACACACACACACACCCCGGCUCUCACCACCACACGCAACCAGCUCCUGAAUGGUGGUAACACACACACAUGUCGUGGCGCCAAAAUAACAGUGUUACUAGUACUGGAAAUUCCGGUUUGUUGAAGGCAUAGUGUCCACUGGUUUUGUGUGUGUGUGUGUUUUUCUCGGGGCCGUGUUUGUGUUUGUGUGGCGUCGUCGUGGUUGGUUGGUUUGUGGUGGCGACGUAGUUGUUGUGGUGGAGACGCGUGGCUCCACCUUACCUCACAUUAAACAUGAUCUACUCCAGUUAUCGGUGACUAAAAGACGUGUUUUCUUAAUCUUCAAGAUGCAAGAAUCCUGUAGAAUUUUCUUGACGAUAACAAAAAUAUGGUGGACAAGACACUGAGUGAGAAAAAAGAAGAAAAAAAAAACAUAUAUUUUUUGAAAGUGAAUGAAAAUCAGAAAAGUAUAUAUAUAUUUUCCUAACAAACUUGACAAUCGUGGAAAAAAAAAACCCGAACUUUGACUGACUGUUAUAGUGAAGUGCCUUUGAACCCGUGUGUUGUAGAGUAGGUCAGACAGUAGUAGCGGUGGGCCCGACCUUCACGCCUGGUCCCCACACACACACGCCUCCCCCCCACGCCCCCCGCGCCCCCUGGCUUUAAAGAGUAGAGUAAAAGAGUAGCUCAGGAUCCCAGCGACGGGGUGGGGGGUAGGAGGAGGAGGAGGAGGAGGAGGAGGAGGAACGUGGAGCAACAGGUGGUAUCCCUCCUCCCUCAGGAAGUUUAUAUGGCCGUGGACGACCCCUUCAGCGCCACCAGGAGACAUCCAUCUCUCACCUGUGUGUCAUAACUGUCCUGGUCACUCUUCAAGGACUCCCGCCGCCAUGAGAUCCUUAUUCGAUAGAUGUAGUGUGCGCGUUGGAAUGAGCUCGGUGCCCGGGGUGAGCCACGCCCACGCCGAGGCCGCCCACUCCGCCCACGCCCCUUCCCGCCCCUUCCCGCCCUACAAUUGCCUGGUGGAGAUGGAGCUGGGGGAAGGACUGACAGGCCGCCUUCUCGACACUCACAACCUGCUCUUCGGAGACGGGUUCUCUGACACGUUGUCCUCCCGCGUGGUGGGCGUCGACGGCAACAGCGCCUACCGCCCCUGGGAGGCUGACCACCCUGGCGACCAUCGGCCCGCUGACCACAGGCUCCACCCGUUGGCGGCCUCCUCUGCGCCCAUCCAGGUGCUCACCCACUCGCCCUCGGUGGCUGCAGCUUCCAGUGCUCAGAUGUCGCACUACGCGCACACCAUCCCCACCUUCAGCGACUCACCCCCGCGGGUCAUGCACCUCACCAUGUGGGGCCUCAACACCCGUUGCCGCACAAGUUGCCGCCCUUCGCCGCCUUCAGCCCUGAGCGUAGCGUGGGCAGCACCACGCCCUCGCCGCUCCCCUCCUUCAACACGUUGCCGUCACCGCACGCCCGCUACCCCCUGGUACCGGCGCCCGUGCAGGCGCGGGAGAUACCCACCAUCCAGCAACAGAUGAUGGAUGAACGACAUAUCCGAUGUUCGAGUCCCCACAAGGCAGCGACCCGGCGCCCUCCUCUACGACGCCGGCUCAAGUCUCCCCCAACACACAGCCUCCUGCAGGCUCCAGCGGCAGCAGCUGCAGCAGCGGUAGUAGUAGUAGUAACAACAGUAACAAUAACAACAAUGGUGCCCAACAGCAGCAGCAGACGUUCGACAACAGUUCGUCACACCUGCGGGUUGAGGGGUCAGUGCGUGUGGGAGUGAAGCGUGCAGGCCGGGCCGGCUCCCUCGAGAGCUCGGAAAGCGACGCGUCCGUCUCUGGCACGGAGAACAGCGGCCAGGUGUCGAGCGUGUCCUCCACGGCCGUCAACAACGGAGACAACAACACCGCGCCCACCGUCAUGAACGCGGGCCCCACCGUGCCCUGCUCAGAAGGGGGUUUUCGUCCCCCGCCCCCACAACAACCGCCCCACCCCAGGACGACCCUCCUGAAAAACCUGUCAAGAAAAAGCGGAAACGUUGUGGUGACUGUGUCGGGUGCCAGCGUAAGGACAACUGCGGUGACUGCGCCCCCUGUAGGAACGACAAGUCGCACCAGAUCUGCAAGAUGCGACGAUGUGACAAACUAACGGAG